This is a messenger RNA of Xyrichtys novacula (pearly razorfish), 29974 nucleotides long. The record is from the annotation of a GenBank genome assembly. Lineage: Eukaryota; Metazoa; Chordata; Actinopteri; Labriformes; Labridae.
UUGGUGCUGUCUUUUGCGGAUCUCUCCUACUGGUGACAAUAAUAUGUUUAUCCUCUGAUUUUGUAGUAACUCUCUUUUGUCCAAGUCUUUUUCUGUCAUCAUAAAUUCCAGGUUUCCCUUUAGUCUCUUCAGAGUGUAGUGGACUCCUUUGUUAAACACCUUUAGGCGUUUUGCAAUUUCUCUUUCUGUGUAUCCUUCUUCCCUCAAUGUACAAAUCUGUACUUUUGUUUCUUUACUCAGUUACUUCUUUCUAGCCAUUUUUGUGGUAGAUUGAAUGCAGUUGAGAUUUAUUAGGAUUUUUGUAUGCAGACUCUCAAAAGCCAAAAAGUUGAAGUGAAUAAUCCAACUAUGAUUUGUUUUUGUUUUUUUGCUUUUGCACUGAAGUUGUGACUCUUGCAAAUGUUUUCAACCCUAAAACUAAGCCCUUAUUAUCUUUUGCUGACAUAUAUUUAGCAAUGGUCUGUUAACAUCAAUGUAUAUCUAAAGGUAAAUGGAGUAAAAUGGUGCAUUUCUGAUCUGAACCAGUAGAUAUAUAUAUAUUGAUAUAUAUUUACUGAUAUAUAUAUAUAUAUAUAUUGAUAUAUAUAUAUAUAUAUACUGAUAUUGAUAUCUAUUGAUAUAGCUAUAGAUAUGUGUGUGUUUGUGUGUGUGAGAGAGAGAGAGAAUUUCUGAGUAAAACCGUAAAAUAGUAGAUGACUGACAGAGUCAUGAAGGUCUUGUUGUGUUGCUUUGUAACUUCUUCGCCCUUUAAUACAUACAUACAUACAUACAUACAUACAUACAUACAUAAGUGAAUAAAUAAACAUUUCUAAAGCAGUGUAUACCAUACAGUCAAUGGUGUACACUGUACACAAAACAGAAAGAGGACUAAUAGGACAGGCUUUCUUGCCUGUUUUAACGUUAUGCAACCGUGCAUAGUUUGACCCUCCGUACUUGCCGUAGCUAAUUCUGCAAACAGGAAGUUGAGAAAAUAGCAGGCGAAAUAAAAAUUAAUAUGUGAUUUCAGAGACAAAAACAAAGUUUUAGAAGGGUUUCUGAGACACAAUAAUCCAAUUUUGAUUUGAAGGAACAUCGAGUUUCGACAUGUUGAUAAACAAUUUUUACGCUCGUUGUUGAUAAGAUGUGAGGGUCGUUGUUGAGGCUUUUACUUUGACAGGCUGUCCGGAAGUGUUCUGUGUCGAGCUGCAGAAGGACGUAGCUAUCUGAAAGAGUUCUGUGUCAAAUUGCUACCUGGCUCCAGCAGGUAUCGUACAAUGGCCUCUGAAGCUGGUAUUCAGGUACCGAGCCGCCUCCCGCUGCUGCUGACCCAUGAAGGGGUGCUCCUCCCAGGCUCCACGGUCCGUUUCAGCGUGGACUCUCCGCGGAACAUGCAGCUGGUCAGCCAGCGGCUCCUGAAGGGGACUUCACUGAAAAGCACAAUCAUUGGAGUUAUUCCCAACACCAGAGACCCCGAGCACGACACCGACGACCUCCCCACGCUGCACAAGUAAUAAACACGCAGUAAUAUAGCUCAGAAUAGUGGAGGCAGUGGAGUAAGGUCCUACGUUUGAGAUGGGUUUGUUGUUGUUGUUUUGGAAGUGAAACCAAACAUCUGGGAACAGGGAGUCCUAAACGUAGUAGACCCCUCCCAGGCUGUCAAUAGACUUAAUAUACUGUACAGGUCACUAGGUAAUGCCUCGGGACCUGUAUAAAAAUGAUAAAAAAAAAAUCAUUAUACUCACAAGUUCCUUUAUUUAUAAAACCUUAAAACACAUUUGAAAUAAUACAUUUUUAAAAGUGGUAAGUAGCAGGUAGUAGAACGGGUUUAAGGUGGCCUUUGUAAAAUGUUGAUCAGAAGCUAUGUGGUUACCUCUGUUUCAAUCAUUACCUCUGAGUAAUCUUUUAAUCCAUGCAAAUAGCUUGUGUGUUAUUUCUUUUUGUGGUUGUUUGUGAUGUAGGCAUGGUUUUAAACACUAACUAUGAACAGCAACCUAUUUUCAACAUGGUCACCCAAUCUUAGGAUAUCUUUGUUUGCACUUGCAUUUCCCUGACAUAGAGGCACUGGAAACACCUGGUCCAAUUGUGGGAGACACCAAGGAUCAUUUAAUGCAAAUAACACACAGUUCAGGCUGAACUUGAUUCCACUGCAACAAAAUUAAUGCUUAUCUGAACACAUUUUCAUCACUAUGGCAUUAAAUUGACUGCCAACUUUAGCUGACAUUUCAAGCCACAUACAAUUGAAUUGGAACUUGUGUGUCAUGCACAGUCUAUAUUUUUUAAAAACAAUUGUAGUCACUUAUUUGUUCUAGAGAGAUCUACUGUUUACUAGAGGUGGAGAAUGUGAGCAGAGCACAGUAACGUGGACUUUUACCUUUAACCUACAGGUCAGUCUGGUUACUAAACAGCAGUGGUUUGUUUCUCUAUUGGGCUGGAAAUCAGUCUGUCUAACUGAGUUUGUAUGUGACAGAGAUUGUCAAAGAUACAGCUCUACAUGAUAAACAUGAAAUCUGUUUUUCCAUUGUCAUGACAGUAAGUCACUCUCGUUGUAUCUUUAAAAUACUACUGUGAUCUUCCACCGCCUCUUUCAUGCUGGAUUUUGGAUGAAUUUAAAGCUCCUGGAAUCAGAAGAUUAAUUUUUAAAGAGAAAAGAAAAUUAGAAGAAAUCCCUUCCCCUCUUGUUGUUGUGGUAGACCACAGAAAUGUGGCACGGAUGUUGCUUCUGGUUAUCCAAUUCGCUCUUCCUUGAAUGCCUUGCAUGUGUCUUCGAUUUGGAACAUCUUGAAUCAACCACCAUCAACACACACACAACUGCAGUCAUCCACUCUGAGUGGCUGCAGCUUCACAAUAAAUCCAGGCAUUGAGAGCCUGUAAUGAGAAACAUAUUCCGUCUGUGAGUGCAGAAGACAACAGUGCCAGGGGCAGCUCUUAGAGCUUCAAAUUUAUAAUCUGCACUUACCCUUGAGUUGCUAGAAUCAGUCUUGUCAAUGAAAACUUUUGACAGCUACCUUCUUUGGCUGUAUGAAACUUUGGCUCACUGUAAAAUGCUCCCUGGCUGACAGCUUCUUAGCUGUAGAGAAAUCAGUGGAGCUUGCUCUGCAAAACUUCUUAAAUGUUGGUGUCAACAAGUUUAAAAACCACACACUACUCUAUUGUCUUCAUUAAAACGUCCAGACCUCACAUAUAACACAGUUUGUCUGAACAACCACUCAUCACCAUUAUGAUCCUGUUGUGAUCACAGAACUGCAUUAAGCCUGUUUUCAAAGAAGUGUUGACUGCUAAAGGCGUUUAAGAUGCAGAAGCAAUGUCUUGAUUAAGAUUCAAAGCUCAUUUUGAAAGCGUCAUUCAAGAAAAUCCUCAGGGUAAUCAUCUGAAUUUCUACUUUCAUUUUUUUAAAUCCAUUUAUUUAUUGUUGAAAUCCACUAAUUAAAAAGUCCUUAAUCAUUAGUUAUUAGUUUCUAUUGAGAUGAGAUGACACUGAAGCUUGCUGACAACAAAAUGAAGUCUAUGAUCACUGCUGCCAUCACGCUCAGACUCAAACAGUCUGUGCUCAGUGGAAGCAGAGCCGUCUUUGGCUAAUGUUUCACCAGUGAGUUAUCUGUACUCCUCCUCUCACUGUCUGUCCCUCUGGCUUCUUGCAGAAUUGGUACUGCAGGGAUUGCAGUGCAGGUGGUGGGCAGUAACUGGCCAAAACCCCACUACUCCCUCCUCAUCACUGGACUGUGCCGCUUCAGUGUUACGAGUCUGCUGAAGGAGCGACCCUUUGUCUUGGCAGAGGUAAAGCUGAUUUAAUAUCAUACAUACGCUUAUUGAGUAAAACAUUUUCUGAUUGCCUCAUAAUUACCUCCGCCAAGGAGGUUAUGUUUUCGGUUGCCUUGGUUUGUUUGUUUGUCUGUUAGCAACUUUACGGAGAAAGUAACAGACGGAUUGACCUGAAAUUUUCACCAGAGGUGUGUCUCAGCCCCAGGAGGAUCCCAUUAAAUUUUGGUGGUGAUUCGGACAAAAUUCUGGAUACUGUGAUCCAGAACACACAAAAAUAAGGGUGUCGUUGGAGUGGUGUAGAUGGGCGGCACAUUGGUGUAGUGGUUAGCACUGUCGCCUCACAACCAGAAGGUCCUGGGUUCGAAUCUCGGUCAGGGCAUUUCUUGUUUAAGGGGGGACAUGAGCUGCUGCGCUCUCAGAGUGCCUCUCUAGUUAAAGAUGAGUUGUGAAGGUUUCUUUGUUCUGGGUACAUUCUUUGUCAUUCAAAAAAACAUAUUUAGUGUAUCCUGUAGCUCUGACAGAUGACUUAAAUGUUUUCACUCAUCUUGAAAACAUUUGCUAUGCCAAGUUUAAACUGUUUGAAGUCCUUCAUUGUUUACAUAUACUCUUACUUGUUUGGGUCCACAUAGUUAUGGCCAUAUGUCACCCAGGGGAAUAGUAUCUUACUAGGAACUGUGGUCAUGUCACACAUGCAAAUAUAUUCGAUCUUUAUUGCUAAAACAGGUUAUAAGACGUCUUGCGGAAUUUGAAAGUCAAGCCAAACCACAGCUUUUAUUGUAUGCUUGUAUGACGUACAACUACAAUUACACAAAAAUUGGGACACAGAUAAAAAAUAAUUCAAUUUAAUAUAAUAAUUCAACCCCAGAAUGUAAUUCAAAUUAUGCAGGGAAAACAUUUCAAAUGUUGGAACAUAGUGGACUGUUUCAUGAAAAACACAUCCCAGUAGGCUACUCUUAUUUUAAAACUGGUAUGAGGAGAACAUUUUCCAAACACACUGUUGUUGUUGGGAUGCACGGUUGCAUAACGUUAAAACAGGCAAGAAAGCCUGUCCUAUUAGUCCUCUUUCUGUUUUGUGUACAGUGUACACCAUUGACUGUAUGGUAUACACUGCUUUAGAAAUGUUUAUUUAUUCACUUAUGUAUGUAUGUAUGUAUGUAUGUAUGUAUGUAUGUAUGUAUGUAUGUAUGUAUGUAUGUAUGUAUGUAUGUAUGUAUUAAAGGGCGAAGAAGUUACAAAGCACACAACAAGACCUUCAUGACUCUGUCAGUCAUCUACUAUUUUACAGUUUUACUCAGAAAUUCUCUCUCUCACACACACACACAAACACACACACAUAUCUAUAGCUAUAUCAAUAGAUAUCAAUAUAUAUAUAUCAGUAAAUAUAUAUCAAUAUAGAUAUAUAUAUAUCUACUGGUUCAGAUCAGAAAUGCACCAUUUUACUCCAUUUACCUUUAGAUAUACAUUGAUGUUAACAGACCAUUGCUAAAUAUAUGUCAGCAAAAGAUAAUAAGAGCUUAGUUUUAGGGUUGAAAACAUUUGCAAGAGUCACAACUUCAGUGCAAAAGCAAAAAAAAAAAAAAAUCAUAGUUGGAUUAUUCACUUCAACUUUUUGGCUUUUGAGAGUCUGCAUACAAAAAUCCUAAUAAAUCUCAACUGCAUUCAAACUACCACAAAAAUGGGAUGGGAUUGUUUGGGAUCUGAGAAGACUAAAUUCUGGAGUUUUACUAAUGAAAUAUUAAUAAUAACAGUAAUAACUUUAUUUUUAUAGCACUUUUAAAAACAGAGGUUUACAAAGUGCUUUAAUAAAUGGUCAGAAAGCACAGAAUGUCAGCACAUGGAAAUAAAAACAAAUCAAAACAAAAAGCUCAGUUAAAAGAAGAAUUGAAGGCCAUUUUCAUAAGGAACCCAGACAAUACAAGAACCCUGCAACAUAAAAUGAUACCAUAAGGACCAAAAUAAAAACAUGAAAUAUAUAAGUAUAAAAAAGCUAAAAAGACAGUAAAUUGGAAAUAAGACAGAGGUAAUAGAGAAAAGAGUUAAAAGAUGGCAUCACAUAUAGGCAAGUCUGUGAAAGUGAGGUUUUAAGAUUGACAUAAAAGAAGCGACUGCCUCUGCACGCCUUAUCUCCUCUGGCAGGUUGUUCCAAAGUCGAGGAGCUCUGAUUAAGAAAGCUCUAACAUUUUUAGCUUUGAGCUUUGACUUUGGGGUGACCAGGAGGCCUUCGCCAGAGGAUCUGAGGCUGCGGGUUGGCUCAUAAGGUAUUAAAAGCUCUGAAAUAUAGUUCAGAGCAAGUCCCUUGAGUGCUUUAAAAGUAAUCAAUAAAAUUUUAAAAUCAAUUCUAAAACUGAAAGGAAGCCUGUGGAGGGAGGCUAAAAUUGGAGUGAUGUGAUGCCAUCUACUAAAACCAGUUAAAAGCCUCGCUGCUGCAUUCUGAACUAGUUAAAGGCAGAAGGGUGAUUUCUUAUUUAAACCAGGGAGGAGAGAGUUGCAGUAGUCCAGCCUUGAGAAAUUGAAAGCAUGGAUAUUUUUUUGGAGAUCUGGUGGGGUGAGUAUUUGUUGAAUUUUUUACCCCAUUAAUAUCCCAUUCUGCAAAACACAGGAUUCCAGCUGCUGACCUUUUUAUUUAAAUAGUCAGUAUUGACCUGCAUUCAUGGAGGCAGCAGCAAACUGUAUUCACAGACAGCAGUUUUUGGGGGUGAUUUUGAGCCCAUACUGUGAUUUCCACUACAUAAUCAUAUUCGUUCUUUUUGAUACAGUGCCACCUGUGGAACCUGUAGAACAUGACCAUCCAGCUUUUUGACCUUAUCCUCUUUAGACAGAGAUUUCACUCAAUUCUGUUAUUCUUGUGUUGAUUUUAUUUACUGUAGAGGAUGAGAUCCCUUGAGUCUUUGUCUUUUUAAACUCGGGAACAUUAUUCUGAUUUUGCUGAACUGUUUGCUCAGGCACCGUAGAACCUUACUUUUGGAAACAUAUUGCUCGUAUUAAAUUCAGCAUUAGUAGUGUAUUGUAAAUCAAUAACAAACAUACAUUUCAAAAUUUGAUUUGUUGCCUGCACUAUUUUAAUGAGACAUUUAGCUAAGAUGAUUUACAAACCAUCAACAUUAGACUUUUUCAACAUCUUACUGUUUCCACUUUUUGAAAAUGGAGGUUGUAAAUAAUCUGUAGAUGUUUCCUGGUGAUUACAAAAUGUCUCUUGGCUUCUCUGUCAGAUAAUUAAAGAUCCCACAUAGACUUUCUCUGUGUGAAUAAUAACAUACUAUUUGGUUGGUCUCGCUAAAUGAUAUUCUGCUGUUUGGUUUUUCCCUAAUUCUCACUCUUAAAAAAUCAGGCUCCCUAUGAUUUCACAGUGGCAGAGUUUAAUAUCGCCUGACGUAAAAAAAGAGACAGACUGCCUACUGUUUGUUUGAGGAGGCCCAGAAUUGGUCCGAAAGUGAGCAUACUGUACUCAUGUGAACUUCACCCUUUGAACACACAAAAAAAUGUGAGAACACAGUGUUUCCUAUUAAAUGAGAAAACCAUUCAAAACAAGGACUAUAUAAGGACUGCAUGUGUGAGCCAAAAGACAAAAAAAAAAGCCGAACAUUUAUCAAAUUUUGUUUGAAGUGCUCCCUCUUGUUUCAAACUCUGCAGCGGGGAUGGCUUAAAUCUCUUACUUAUUUUCCCUCUUUGAAGCAACAUGACACGCAAAUUAUAAAUGAUAAUAUGGCAAACUGGUGCAACAAACAAAAGUUAGUACUUAACAAGCACACAUACAGAAAUCAACUAACUGGUGUAUGUUCCCUCUUCCGUGUUUUUAAAUAACCUUCAGGUGGAGCAGUUGGAUAAACUGGAGCAGUACACGACCCCAGUGUCAGAAGGGGUCAAAGCAGAAGAUGGAGAGCUAGGGGAGUUGUCCCAGAAGUUCUACCAUGCUGCAGUCCAGGUGUGUGUGUGUCUGGAUACUCUGUACAUGCAGUGUCUAACUGAACAAAAAUAGGAAAAGAAAUUCCUAGUUUACGAUUCAGGUUUAAAGGGAUGUUCCAGCGUAAAUUUAAGUUAUGGUAAAGCACACUGUAAUACCGGGUUAGACACCCCCUUGAGAGAUGAAUGUUGCUGACUGCUUGUUUCUCUUGUUACACCAACUUCAGCAAUGACCACACGAUAGCAAUACACAGCGGUCUUCAUCUCCACACACAAACCUCAACCAAAAAGCCACUCUAUAGCCACAAAUAAUGCUCAGAACAGCACCUAACUUCAUCAACAGUACAUAUGGGGGCCCAGCCAUAGUACUAGUCAUCAAACAUCGUUUUAGCUUUGCCUGGUUUCUUUAGCAAAGAGACUAAACACAACUCACCCACUCUCCUCCAGCAGCCACUUGUUUGUGGGGGAGCCCUGACGGGUCGAUGGUGAUGAUUACUUCAUGGAAAUGAUCUGCUGCACUCAGUGAUCGACUCGUCAGGGCUCCCCCACAAACAAGUGGCUGCUGGAGGAGAGUGGGUGAGUUGUGUUUAGUCUCUUUGCUAAAGAAAUCAGGCAAAGCUAAAAAGAUGUUUGAUGGCUAGUACUAUUGCUGGGACCCUAUAUGUACUGUUGAUGAAGUUAGGUGCUGUUCUGAGCAUUAUUUGUGGCUAUAGAGUGACUUUUUGGUUGAGGUUUGCGCAUGGAGACUUAGACUGCCGUGUAUUGCUGUCGUGCGGUCGUUACUAAAGUUGGUAUAACUAGAGAAGCAAGCGGUCAGCAACAUUCAUCUCUCAAGGGGGUGUCUAACCUGCUGUUACAGAGUGUUUGACCCUAACUGACAUUUACACUGGAAUAUCCAUUUAGAAGGAGAGAGAUUAAAUUUAACAAAACUUAACAAAAACAAAGAUGUUGAUUUCUCUAUUUAACCAUGUUGAUUGGACUAAAUUUGAGGUAAAAGUCAGAAAAAAAGGAUUAAUUCAAGAGGCUUUGUGUCUGAUGCUCUAUGCCAGAGAAUUUUUUCUCCCGCUGAGAGUAAAGUCUGAGAUGUUAAAAUGUGUCUUACUCUAUAACAAGAAACGGGAAACAUUCAUCUUAAUCAAUCCAGCUUUAAAUAAGUUAUUUGUCAAGACAAAACCAUACUGUGAAGGAUAACCCUUGAGUCAGGAAAUGCAUACCCACACAUCCAAAGACCACUAAUGUCUGUAUUACAUCCACUGAGUAAUUGUAAAAUUCGAGCAGCUGUUGGCAGUUUUUAUAGAAGCAAAGCUCACAGGCAGCAUACUGAGCAACAAGAGCGUUGCAUCAAUCUAACAAUGACAUUUAAGCGAGGAUGUUUCAAAUCUCCUGUGGCAUAGAAGAAUGUACAGGCAAACCUGCAAGCUGCUCUUGUGUAGCACAUGUGGACAACUAUGACUCAAAAAACCCACAAGCUUGUUCACCAGUUAAUUAAAAUGGCAUCAAGAUGCUGUUUGACUGUGUCUUAACUCAACAUUUAAGCCAGAAAUGUUUUAAAUGAAGUAGAAUUCUUGGAAAACUCGCCGAAAGAAUUCCAGAGCGUUGAAAUAUUUUUUUUUCUUAUAAUGAGAAGCAGUCGACACUUGUUUCAUACUAACAGCAAACAUGUGAUCUACCAUGACAGCAACCUGUAGCGAGGAGUGGUGUUUGGUAAUGUCUGUAAAUUGAAUCACGUUGUGUCCCUGCCUCUGUUUGUGUAGUUGUUAGGUAUGUUGGACAUGUCUGUUCCAGUGGUUGCUAAGUUCAGGCGUCUACUGGACAGUCUUCCCAAAGAAACUCUCCCUGAUGUAGUGGCCUCCAUGAUACGCACCUCCAACAAGGAGAAACUGCAGGUGAGAAGACUAAUGGGUCUUUGUUCCCCAGAAUUUUUUUAAAAGAAAAAAAUAAAUAUAAAAAAGAAUGUUUUUUAAACAAAAACUGGGUUUAAAGCUGAGAUUUGGGGGUUUUAAAGAGACUGCAGCCGCUUUGAGGUUAUUCAAAUUGCACACAUUGUGACUAAAUUGUUACUGUGUUAGGCAAAAAUAUGUUGUUCCUGGGUAAAUUGAUGCCAUGUUUGCAGCCAGGCUUUCCUUAAACUACAGAGGGGAAAAUCUUUAGAGUGCAGACAGUAAAAUAGGCUAAGUGUGAAGGUUUUCUCUGAAGUGUGUAUAUUUUUAUGUCAACUUUCUGUUUCCCCUUUGCUAUGAAGGUCCUGGAUGCAGUGAGCUUGGAGGAGCGGUUUAAAAAGGCUCUUCCCAUGUUGAACAGGCAGAUAGAGGGACUCAAACUCCUGCAGAAAACCAGGAAGAGAAACCCUGACAAUGAGAAAAAGGUAAGAAACACCAGGAGUCAAGGAUAUUGAGGUUGAUAUUCAGCAUUUGGGCGAUUAUCCACAUGGGGGUUUUGUUUUACAGAUGGCUAAUAAAAGCAAGUCUUUCAUAAGUGCUCCUCUGCCUCUGGGGUCUGUUUUCAUUAACCACUCUGUCUCACCUCAUGUCUCACCCACUAUCCCGUCUGAUAGGCUAGAUGUCACAAGACUGUGUCACAUAACUGUUCUGUCUUACUGUACCUUCUCCAAGUGUAACUGUUGUUUACUUCUGUCUGUGAUGUUGAAGGUUUAAGUUUUAAUUAAAGAUUUGUCAGAGACAUUUCAAUCAAGUUUGUAAUCAUUCAUAUUCUUAAUUUUGUCAAAAAGUUGCUAGUUUUUAAGCGUAUGGGUUUUUAGAUAUAGAUAUAGUCUCAUGAAUCUUAUUGCCUGUCUUUGUAUGCCUGCUCACCUCUCUGUACUUGUACUUGUUUAGGUCAUAUCAGUGCGUAAAGGUGGAGUGCUUCCAGGCCGACAGUUCAACCUGGAUGAAGAUGAUGAAGAUGAGGAUGGUAAUGACACUGUAGCCUUGGAGAGGAAGGUGCACGGGGCCAACAUGCCUGAAGCUGCCCUCAAAGUUUGCCUGAAAGAGCUCAAGAGGUGAACUUUUACCUGGAUUAGACCUUCACUUUCUGUUUUGUGGCAAACAUGCCGGAUUUUCUAGCCCUUUCAGUGUUUGUUGAUCUUUUUAAAUUACUGCUCUGGUGUAAUUUUGUCUGAUAAAAUAGUUCACUCCUGUUUUUGAUAUUUGAUUGUACUAAUAGGUUUCCUUGUUAUAUAAUUUGUGCGUUUUCAGAUUGAAGAAGAUGCCUCAGUCCAUGCCUGAGUACGCCUUGACAAGAAACUACUUGGAUCUGAUGGUAGAGCUGCCAUGGAGCAAAAGCACUAAAGGUAAAUAAACACUAAAGGUGCAAGGGCUCCAAAACCCCAGAUCGAAAAGUCUCGACCACAGAGAGUAUGUACUAUGGACAACCUGGUUCUGCCUCCCAUCAUUAUACAGAUUUGAAGCCAAAAAAAUCUCUGUAUUUCCGGGUUUUUUCUCAACUUCUUGAAACCAACAUUGUGCAGUAGUGUAGUACGCAUUCAGCAGGAGAGUCACUGUAAUGAAGCUCGGCUACAACAGCGUAUCCCCCGGGUGAGCUUCGCAAUCUCCAUACGCCCAUAGGCUGUAUCAAGUGUCAAUCAUAGAAAACAUGAAAAAUGGAGCUGCAUGGAAAAAAGAGGACUUGAGCACAAACCAGUCUUACAGUAACUACAUGUCAACAUCACAAGCAGGGGGGAGAAAAAUUUAUAUUCUGUGUAAUUAAUUUCUAGAGUUUGUCCACAACUCCAUAUUGAUUGCUGGAGGAGGCAGGAUUUAUGACCUAUACUGCAGCCAGUCACUAGAGGGUGCUGUUCCCUCGGUGGCUUCACUCUGCGAGGAGGCAGACGAUGUCCAUUCUAUUUACAGUCUAUGGUCUCGAUUGUAAUCAAGUAUUUUUUGGGGACGAUUUUUUGCUUUUAGGGUGAAAUGUGGGAAAAUAGACAAAGACGGGGAGGACAUGCAGCACAUUGUUGGGGCCGGACUCAAACCUGCAACCGCUGCGGGGACCGUGGUCCCCAUGCGUGGGGCGCACUAACCCAUUCAGCCAACUGCGCGCCCCUCAACUGUAAUAAAUGUUAAGAAUGGCUUUUUGCAUUGUAAAAAGCAUUGUUAUAACUUCCUUUCUCAUGAAGGUAGACCAAUGGUGUCCAGAAAUAGCCUCAUGGACAGCCAGCUAAGAUGAAGUCAUAAAGGUUUCUUUGGAAAGAUUUUCACAAGGAACGCCCAUUCACAAAUCUGAGCACAUUUUGUGUUGUCAUACCAUGACAGGAGACAAUCAUUAAAGCUGCACUCAUAAGUAUUUCUAGGAUAAUUCCACACAUCUUUUACUGCUUCGGGUUCUCUUUCAGCACUUCCAUGAAUCUAUUUUCCAGCAGCAGGCAAAUGUUUGAACUCUACAGAGCAGACAAACAAAGAUGCAGCCAACCAGCUGGUAAACAUCAUGGAACAUUUAGCAGUUAAAUAGCCCAAGAUAAAAUAGACUUAGAUACCAAAACAGAGCUAAAGGGAAUAUAUUAUUAGAUUUACAGUCAUGAAAAUCCGAAUGAACUCUGUUUCUCGCUUUCCUUUGAAUGUACAAACUGAGGUGGAGACACUUGUUUCAACAGGCUCUGCUAUGUUUCUGCUGCUGACCACAGUCUGCCUCAAAAACCAUAAUAUCAGCUCAGUGGGUUAGAUCUUGAGGUCAGAGGUCACUCUGUGAUGCAAAUACAUCAGGGGUAUCUUUUUGACAAACAAUGUGGGAAACCAGAAAUAUCUGCCAAACCACUCUGGGAAGCUUUACUGAAAAUUUUAUUGUCCUCUCUUCACUCUCACUUCUCAGAUCACACCCCCCUGUUUCUGCUGCUCAUUUCACUAACAAUAAUGUUUCUAUUUAUGUCUGGGAUCGGUCAACACACUCUCUCACACACAUGCUGCAGACUGCCUGGACAUUGGAGCCGCUCGUACCCUAUUGGACAACGAUCACUACGCCAUGGACAAGUUGAAGAGACGUGUGCUGGAGUACCUAGCUGUCAGGCAGCUCAAGGCCUCACUGAAGGUGCUAUAUGACGAUCCAUGAGUGCAUCUCAAGUUUGUGCAUUGCAUGAUGAGCAAAAAUCAAUAGUUUAAGAAGUGAAGUUCAUUCUUGAAUUUUGUCAGGUUAAAAUUGAAUGAACUGCAUGUAACUGUCCUGCUUUUAUCCUUUGUCCUCAGGGCCCCAUCCUCUGCUUUGUUGGGCCCCCAGGAGUCGGUAAGACGAGUGUGGGCCGCUCCAUAGCCAGGACUCUGGGCAGAGAGUUUCACCGCAUCGCUCUGGGAGGAGUCUGUGAUCAGUCUGACAUCCGAGGGCACAGGUAUGCAACGUAAUUGAUGUUACAAAACUAGUUUAUGAAUCCAUACUAUUUUUUGUUUUUCAUUUUGAAAUUUUAUGAAAAGGCCGUAAGUGGCUUGUAUUCUUUUGAAUGCUUGUUAUUUACUGAUGUUGAUCAUCCUUAGUGUACAAACAAAACAUCUGCAAUGAUUAUAAGUCACAGUUUUAGUGUCUCAUUGUUUAGAGGCGGCACGUCAUUGGACAAUCAAGUUCCACCGCAGUGUGAGUUUGCGAUUAUGAAAGUGGCGCUUCUGUUGACUCUGGAGAUGUUUACUAGAGCACAGCGCUCUCUGCUGCUGAGUGAGACAUGAGGUUUAAUGAGUGCAACAUUUGGACAGGAUUACAAUUUAAAAAAAAGUUCUCAUAGAGAAAAAAAACAUACAGGAAAUGAGAAAAUAAUCUGCUUUCUCUUUAUUUUGCUUUAAACUUAAAGGAAGACAGUUUGCCUGUCUAGAUGGAGUGAUGAAAGUAUUAGUCAGUCCAUUUGGAGCACACUGGUUCAAGUUGCAGCCAGCGUUCUUGAAAAGCUUCGCCAAUUUGUCCUCUAAGCGUGCCUGUGUGUGUUGGCCCUGCAGAUGAAAGGCAGCUUUUAUCAUAACAUCUGAAGACGUUUAUGGAAUUGAACACCACACAAGGGUAGGACCUCCAGAACACACAAUGGAGAAUCACCAGGCACAAAUCAGCCAGGAACUGUAUUUCAGACUUGUCAGGAACAUGCGUCAGCUGUGAAACACAGGAAGGUCAGCGUUAGAAGUGAUCAUGACUUUUUGGGAAACAUCCUUAGUCUAUGUGUAAUACAAAAGGCUGUGAAUUGAAUAAGGAUGUAAUAAAAUUGAGUGUGUAGUUCCAGUUAACUCAGACUUAUCUGUUCAAUAAAAAAAAACUUCAAACAUUUUUCUUUAUUUAGUCGAACUCCAAACCAUAAUCCUCUGUCAGUCUACAUUCAUCUCAUAUUUCACCUGCAGGAGAAACUUUCUUUGUCAGUUAACUGGAUGAAAAUUUUGGCCAGUUGAGCAGAAGGUGAAAACAGCUUAUACAGACGCUGAUGUAACCACACUCUUUGUCUGUUUUCCCAAGUUGUAAAUCCCUGUAAUUGAAAAAUGAUGUCAAAGUAGAAGCACAAAAAUUUGCAGUCUCUCAUGUUUUUACUUAAAGUUUCCUCACAAACCCCAUUAAACCCUAUAUUAAAAUGUUUGCUUUACAGUAGAAUGAAACAUGUUAACAACCUGGUACAAAGUAUGGGUUUGUCUCCAUUGGCCUUUGCCUUGUUUAUAUAAUCAGGGUCUGUUCUGUUAUUUGCACUGCGCUAUAUGCUGUAAGUUGUUAUGGAGGAAAACCCCAUAACUUCUUAUGUUGGAACAACCAAACAGGUAAAAAUUUCUUACAUAGGAACAACCAAACUGGUAAAAAGUUUUUUUAAGAGAAACAGCCUAACUGGAAAAAAGUUCCUAUGGACGAAGAACCAAACAGGUAAAAGUUCUUACAUGGGAACAACCAAACAGGUAAAAGUUCUUAUAGAAGAAGAGCCAAACUGGUAAAAGUUCUUGCAGAAGAAGAACCAAACAGGUAAAAAGUUCUUAUAGAAGAAGAACCAAACAGGUAAAAGUUCUUGUAGGAACAACCAAACAGGUAAAAAUUCUUGUAAGAACAACCAAACAGGUAAAAGUUCUUAUAGAAGAAGAACCAAACAGGUAAAAGUUCUUAUAGAAGAAGAACCAAACAGGUAAAAGUUCUUGUAGAAGAAGAACCAAACAGGUAAAAGAUCUUAUAGAAGAAGAACCAAACAGGUAAAAGUUCUUGUAGAAGAAGAACCAAACAGGUAAAAGUUCUUAUAGAAGAAGAACCAAACAGGUAAAAGUUCUUGUAGAAGAAGAACCAAACAGGUAAAAGUUCUUAUAGCAGAAGAACCAAACAGGUAAAAGUUCUUGCAGAAGAAGAACCAAACAGGUAAAAGUUCUUGUAGAAGAAGAACCAAACAGGUAAAAGUUCUUAUAGAAGAAGAACCAAACAGGUAAAAGUUCUUGUAGGAACAACCAAAAAGGUAAAAACGUUCUUGUAGGAACAACUAAAUAGUUAAAAGUUUUUUAUAGAGGAACAAAACAGGUAAAAAGUGGACAGACUGUUUACCAGACAAACAUAAACACAUGACCUCAAGGACUUCAGGGAACAUAUCAUGGACCAUAUGAUCAGAAUGAAAUGAAAGAAUAAAAAGCACCAUGAGAAAGUUAUACGUUGCACAGAUGUGAGGGAUAUUUCUGAGAAAUCUGAGAACUUGGGUCUUUCUAUGGAUCAGAAAAUACGCAUCUUAGGCAGGGCAGUAGAAUAAAGCACACUGGAAGAGCUCUUUAAAAGUUCACAGAAGUACUGGAGGGAUGCCAGACAACAUCACAGCUCUUCUGGUGUACAGACUGUUGUGAAACCUCUUUUGACUGAUGCUGAAGUGUGCCAGAGGGUGUCAGGGAGGUAAGAGGGCAGCAGAGUUCACCUCACAGUGCAGCGCUGGCGGUAAUGAUCUGAAAGAAGACAAAGUUGAGACACCUUCGUGCGCCCAGAUGUUAAACAUGUUUCCGGCAUACCAACAGCAGGAGUUAAAGGGAUUAAGACAAAAGUCCAAUAAUCUCCUUUUUUUCUCUCUUUAAAAAGCAUUCUCAGAAAACUAAACCACUCCUGUAGUGCCUGGUUGAGACUUUUCUUUUGUAUCUCAUUUCCUUCUUGGAGCCCCAGCCCCGCCACAUUUCCUGCACCUGGUCAGAGCUGACUUAAAAUGAUUUGUCAUGGUUUUUUAUAAUAUCAGAGUAAUGUUUUUCAGUUUGAUUGUUGUGUGUUGUCAUGUUUAUUACCAACAUGACAACGCACUAUAUAUGUAAAGCUUAAUGUAACUGUGAUGAUGCCUGCAGCGGACUCAUUCACAGUUCUCUGUAAAUAUGUGUGAAAUUUAGAGGAAACAUAUCAACAGUAAAUCAGGAGUUCAAAUCCUGUCUGUCUUCCAGACGGACAUAUGUAGGAAGCAUGCCGGGACGCAUCAUUAACGGUCUGAAGACAGUGGGUGUCAAUAAUCCGGUGUUCCUGCUUGAUGAGGUGGACAAACUGGGAAAAAGCCUGCAAGGAGACCCUGCAGCUGCUCUACUGGAGGUCAGAGCUGUUUCUCUACUUCACAUUAUUACCUCCGCCAAGGAAGUUAUGUUAUCGGUAGCGUUGGUUUGUUUGUCUGUUAGCAACUUUACAGAGAAAGUAACAGACGCAUUGACCUGAAAUUUUCACCAGAGGUGCGUAUCAGCCCCAGGAGGAUCCCAUUACAUUUUGGUGGUGAUCCGGACACAAUUCUGGAUACUGUGAUCCAGAACACACAAAAAUAAGGGUGUCGUUGGAAUUUUCAAUGCUGAAAGAUAACGAAUGGGUGGCACAGUGGUGUAGAUGGUUAGCACUGUCACCUCACAACCAGAAGGUCCUGGGUUCAAAUCCCGGUCAGGGCAUUUCUUGUUUUAGGAACAUUAUGAACAGUGAACAUACCAGUUUAACCCUCACAUACUGUUCGGGUCAAAUUUGACCCGUUUUCACUUUUAACAGCAGUAAAAAUACCCUAAACAUCAUUUUUUAAGCCUGAAACUUGAUGACUUUCCUGAAGUUGCCCAAAAUACAUGAAAUUAAUUUAAAAAUAUUCAUGUGUAUUUUUGUUUAUGUGCUACAAAUUUUUCCCCUCUAAGGCUGUUACAGGUCAAAUUUGACCCGUAUCUAUAUUUAGAUGGAUUUUAGAUCUAGCAGUGUGGGACAAGUGACAAACAGUAACAACAGUGUUCAAUAUAAGAUUUGUUGUUCAAAAAGAUAUAUUCAAAUCAUUAUGAAACUAUCAUUACCUUGACAGAAACACACACACGCACACGCACACAGACAUACAGUCACACAGACACACCUAGACAGAGGUCAAAAUGACCUAACUAGUCAAGAGAUCUUUCUGUGACAGAAAGCUGCUCUUUGAACUCGUUGAAGGGGCAAUUUUGACCCGGAACAUACUGUGAGGGUACAGGAUUUGAACAGUAUGUGAGGGUUAAACACAAAUAAAGACACACAACAGUAAAAGUUUUGGUGUGAAUCACAAUAUAAGGGGGGACAUGAGCUGCUUGGUGGAGGUCUGCGCUCUCCGAGUGCUUUUCUAGUGUUUGUAUUAUUAUUAAUACUAGAGUUUCCCAACCUGUGAUAAAUGAAAUGAUUAAUGAGUGAUUGUUCUACUUCCUCCUAAGACUGCCUUUCGUUUUUUCAGUCUCCAUUUGUCUACACAAAGUCCACUGAAUUACUUUCUUUUUGCACCUUUAGGUCUUAGACCCAGAGCAGAAUCACAGCUUCACUGAUCAUUACCUCAACGUGGCCUUUGACCUCUCCCAAGUGCUCUUCAUCGCCACAGCAAACACUACAGCCACUAUCCCCCCCGCCCUGCUGGACAGGAUGGAGGUGCUGCAGGUGCCAGGUGAGUUGAGGUGCAGAGUCAGCCUCUGGAACCAUUUCCAUGCAUUCCUUUUGAUCCCCAGGCCAAGCUUUAAUCUAAGAAUUUAUACAAAUUCUUAUACAAAUACAAAGACUGUCUAACAUGAGUCUGGUCCUACCCAAGGUUUCUGCCUGUUCAAAGGAAGUUUUUCCUUGUCACUGUCACUCAUGUUAGAUGUGAUGGGUCAAAUCUGUCCCAUCUUAAGGUGGGGUCUUGGUUAUGUGAUCUAGACCUGCUCUUUUUUUUGGCGCUAUAUAAAUAUAAUUGAUUUGUUUUGAUUUGAAACAAAUGUGAAGACACAGACACAAAUCAGUAAAGGUAUAUGAGGGUGGUAUUCAUAUAAAGAUUAUAAAAUUAUACUCAUAAACAUUGAAUCAGUGCCUUUAGAUGGCUAAGGUGUUAUUUGCUCACAUGAUAAGUCUUGACAGACAGAUAGACAGAUAGAUAGAUAGAUAGAUAGAUAGAUAGAUAGAAAGAUAGACAGAUAGAUAGACAGAUAGAUAGACAGAUAGAUAGACAGAUAGAUAGAUAGACAGAUAGACUUUAUUGAUCCCAAACUGGGAAAUUCUCUUGUUACAGCAGCAAAAAAUAAAUAAAUACAAAAUAUGAUUUACUAUAACAAGAAGUAUGUAUAAUGCACACUAAAAAUACUAAGUAUAUACAAUAAAUACAGACUAAAUAUACGAAACAUCCUAAGAGAAAAAAGUGAGAUAUGAAAAACGUGGGCUAUUGAAAUGAGUAAUAGAUAUGAAAUAUGAAAUAUACAGAUGGGAUGAUAAAUAAACAGACAAUUUAAGGUGCUCAAUGGUAGGAGUUUUUAAAAAUGGACUAUACAGCAGACAGAUGUGAGUCCCUGUCUGACAUAUGUGAGUUAUUAAAUAGUGCAAUUGCUUUAUGGCAGGAAAGAUUUCCUGUAUCUGUCCCUUCGACAGCGGAGCUGCAACAGUCUGUUGGAGGAGGAGCUCCGCUGUCUGUCCAGAGUGAGGUGGAGAGGGUGGUCAGGGUUAUCCAUGAUGGAUAACAGUUUGGUCAGUGUCCUCCUCUCCACCACAGCCUCCACAGUGUCCUGUUUGCAGCCAAUCACGGAGCCAGCCCUCCUGAUCAGUUUGUUGAGUCCGUCGGUGUCACUGGCUCUGAUGCUGCUCCCCCAACAAACCACGGCAAAGAAAAGUACGCUGGCCACCACAGACUGGUAGAACAUCUCCAACAUCUUGCUGCGCACGUUGAAGGAUCUCAGCUUCCUCAGGAAGUAGAGUCUGCUCAUCCCCUUUUUGUAGACAGCAUCACUGUUGGAUUUCCAGUCCAGUCUGUUGUUGAUAUUGACGCCCAUAUGAUAUGCUUGUACUCGGAGUUUUCAUGCUAUCACUAACACCACCUGACAGCACGGUUUGAUGAUAAAAUCAUCCUAGACAUGUUGAAUGGGAUGGUCAUUUAGUCUUUUUUGGUAAUUAAACGGAGAAACAGUGGAUGGCAGCACUUAACUGUAAAGCAGGUGUACCCCCUCUGACAAAUACCAGAUGUCUACCAUUGCUACAGCGUUAGGAGGAAGACAGAUGAAAAGACAUGCUGACUGGAGCAAAGUAGCCAAAUACAGCCAAAUAAAGUUAGCCAAAUACUGAGGCCGAGUUUUGAUGCCGAGAAAAAUAAUUGCAGCAGAGAUGUUAUGUGACUGUUAAACAGCUGAGCGAUAUAACACCACAAGAAAAGCACACAAAAAGCACAAAAAGACUGUCUUUAAAUGCAUGUGAGGAUGUUAAAGAACAGAUACCUAUGACCAGAGCAAUCUGAAUAACAUUGAAAAUAUUGUUUAAAGUUGCUGUGGGGAGUUUUUAUUGACAUUUAGAUAGUAGGUUAAAUAAAUAUUUAGGCGUUUUUUAUGAUAUUCAAAAGCAAACAACAUAAUCAGCGAUAAGAUUGAGGAUUUAUAAUAUUUUGAAUUUAAUGCCUGAAACCAGUGCAAGAGAAAGUGUUAGCUAAGCAGUUAAGGAAACAGACCCGUUCUUUUUUUUUUUACACAUUUAUAAAUGAUAAAUUUGACUGUUGUCUGCCACACCCUGAGGGUCUCACACACACAGUUGGAGCCCAAAUACAGAGGAGCUGUUUGAUCCACACUCUGUUAUGACUAAACUGUAAUUUGCAAGGAGAUUUACUAUUACACAUCAAUUACCUGUUUUCUUUUCAACUGUGCUUUAUUCAUUUACAGAAUUUGAUAUCAUGAUAUAUGAUACAUGUUUUAUUCAGUAAUUAUUGCAUAUUAAUCAAUGUAGUAUAUCGAUACCACUUAAGUCAACACAGAAUGAGGUAAGCAAAGACUACUUUGUCCAUAAGGUUCACCAAACCUGGCACAAACUAAAAGCUUCUCAUGGGAGCUGAAAUAUAAAAGAUUUUAACACCAAAUAACCCCAUUUUAUACAGUGUAAAUGUCAGCAUGAUCCAUAAAUAAACUAGAAAAGCACUUGGAGAGCGCAGACCUCCGCCAAGCAGCUCAUGUCCCCCCUUAUAUUGUGAUUCACACCAAAACUUUUACUGUUACGUGUCUUUUAUUAACUUUUAUUUGUGUUUAAACUGGUAUGUUCACUGUUCAUAAUGUUCCUAUAACAAGAAAUGCCCUGACCCGGACUGGAACCCAGGACCUUCUGGUUGUGAGGUGACAGUGCUAACCACUACACCACUGUUCCGCCUAUCUACACCACUGUGUGGCCCAUUGGUUAUCUUUCAGCAUUGAAAAUUCCAACGACACCCUUAUUUUUGUGUGUUCUGGAUCACAGUAUCCAGAAUUUUGUCCAGAUCACCACCAAAAUUUAAUGGGAUCCUCCUGGGGCUAAGACGCACCUCUGGUGAAAAUUUCAGGUCAAUGCGUCUGUUACUUUCUCCGUAAAGUUGCUAACAGACAAACAAACAAACAAACUCACAAACAAACAAACAAACCAACGCUACCGAAAACAUAACCUCCUUGGCGUAGGAAAAAAUAUGUAUUGUGUCUAAAGAAAAAGCUACACAAAAUCUAUGAUGUGCAUGUGUAUGUGUCAGGCUAUACACAGGAGGAGAAGGUGGAGAUAGCCCACCGUCACCUGAUCCCGAACCAGCUGGAGCAGCAUGGAUUAACACCUCAACAACUGCAUAUACCUCAGGAAACCACUCAGGACAUAAUCAGCAGGUACACAAACAUAAUUACACACACACAAACAUACACGUGCUUUACACACAGAGGGCUGGGGCAGCAGUUGUUUAGUGGCAGAGACAGUUUGUCUGUUAAGCGGAUGGUCAGGAGUUCUAUCCCGGGUCCUGCUGUCCAUUUACCAUACAGUAGAUGUAGAGUCUAGUGUUCAGUCUCUGUCUAUGCUGAGUGAUUACAGAGCUGACACAGUCUACUGCUACUCUGUCCCUGAUUUUGUAACAACCCUAGACUGUAUAUAGAAUGGACAGAGUCUGCCUCCUCGCUGGGUGAAGCCACUCCGAGAACAGCACCCUCUGUUGAUGGGCUGCAGUAUAGGUCAUAAAUCCCGCCUCCGCCAGCAAAGCUUAUGGAGCUGUGGACAAACUUUAGAAAUUUAUUACACAGAACUUAAAUUUUUCUCCCCCCUGCUUGUGAUGUUGACAUGUAGUUAUUGUAAGACUGGUUUGUGCUCAAGUCCUCUUUUUUCUGUGAAGCUCCAUUUUCAAAAGUUAUUAGGGGGUUCAUGUUUUCUAUGAUUGACACCUGAUACAGUCUAUGGGCGUUCAGGGAUUGCGUAGCUCUCCCGGGGGGAUACGCUGUUUGAGCCGAGCGUCAUCACAGCGACUCUCUGCGACUGCGCGGCAGAAUGUGCGCAUCGCUACUGCGCAGCGCUGGUUUCAGGAAAUGAAGAAAAAUCCUGGAAAUACAGAGAGCUUUUUGGCUUCAAAUCCGUAUAGAGGCGGGAGGCGGAACCAAGUUGUCCAAAGUAUAUACAGUCUAUGGUAACAACCUUAAGACUUCGUGUCUGUCUGUUUUUAUUUCCUCUCUCUCAGGUACACCAGAGAAGCGGGGGUGCGCUCAUUGGAGAGAAAGAUUGGAGCAAUCUGCCGAGCAGUGGCUGUAAAGGUCGCUGAGGGCCACAGAGUCACGAAAACGGAGGAAGCUGUGCCUCCCCAGGACUUGAAACAGCAGGGAGGUAAGGGGCAGAGCUCUCAGUCUGUAGACCAGUUUAAAACGCCUGCUGAAGAAGGGGCUGUUAGCCUUUGUAAUACCUUGUCUCUUAUUUAAAUUGCUCUUUUUCUGAGUUCAUGAAACACCCUGCAUAUGUUCAUGAGCUUUAGAUAUCCACAUGUGAGCAUUUAGGAAAGCAUGUCGGGACAACUGUGUUUUCUGUUUAUGUGGGCACCUUUUUUUUUGUGCGGUAAUCAGUCAUAUCAUGGACGAUUAAACACCAUAUUUCCUCUCAGCUGCUGAAGCCUCUAAAUUCUGUCUGGAGUACCCCAAUAAGUGCCUCUCGAUGCCUCUCGAUGGCUGUUUAAUGAGCUGGAAAAUGUUCAGCCAGCUGCUCUUUAUUAGUAAAUAACAACCUCCCAAGUCUUCUGUCAGCACAACCUGUCUUAUUGUAUCUUCAACUCCUUUUAGUGUGACAUUAAAAAGUCCUAAUCUGUUUUGUUCAUCCUGUUAAAUCCCUCUUUGAUCAGAAAUGUGUCCCCAGAUAUGAGUAGACAAAGAAAUCAAAAUUAGAUUAGCGAUAAAUUAUUUUCAGUCAGAGAAGAAGAAGAAGAAACACAAUUGAGAUGAGGAAAAAACUGAAGACGUGAGAGGUUGUUUUGAGCUGUUUUGCAGAAAGCGCUUCAUGUUCAAUCAAUCAUCAAUCAAUCAAAUUUUAUUUAUAUUGCGCCAAUUCACAACAGUCAUCAUCUCAAGACGCUUUCCAAAGAACAAGAGCAGGUCGAGACCACGCUCAUUGUUUGAUGAUCAAGAACCAACCUAAGAUGGGUUUUGGCCCAUCUCAACUAACAUGAGUAGCAGUGGCAAGGAAAAACUUCCUUUUAACAGGCAGAAACCUUGGGCAGGACCAGACUCAUGCUAGACAGCCACCAUGCCGCUGCUGGGUUGGGGAGGAAUGUAGAGAGAAGAGGGGAGAGGGGGAGAGGACAGGGGGAGGGAGAGAGACAGCAAGAUAGGGGAAAGGCGAGAGAGAAUUAGUACGGAGAGGGAGGGGGAGGGAGAGAGAGUAGGGAACGAGGGUGAGAGAGAGACAGGAGGCAGCAGGAACAACAGCAACAACGACAACAGCUCAUGUAAUGGUGAAACAAAAAGACGUUCAGUUUACAGGUUUAGGAUAUGAGAAAUAAUGGACAAUGUUGAAUUAAUUGAGUGUGAUUACAGUUAGCAGGCUUAAUCGUAGUCAGUUCUAUUUUGUAUGUCAAUAAUGACAGUGAGGCUGAUGUUCAUGUCUGCACUAACAGUAACAGUCCAGAGGAAUCAGAGAGAAGAAGGAGCUCAGGGCCGGGGGGGGGGGGGGGGUCUCUGCAGCAACGGUCCAGAGAAGCCAAAGAGCCAAAGAGAUGGAGGAGCUCAGGGCCCAGGAUGGAUGCAGCUGGGGUCAGGCAGUUCCGCAGCAGACCGUUUGCAGCAUUAGUCCAGUGGCAGCUAAAAGACUCAGAGACACUCAGAGAGACAGAAAACUGGUCAGUGACUUAUAUGGGACAUAAAGAUCUAAAGAGGAGAUAGAGACAGAUUCUAGCUCAGUGUGCCAGAUAGCCCCGGCAGUCUAGGCCUAUAGCAGCAUAACUAAGAGCUGGUUCAAAUCAGCCCUGACUAUAUGCUUUAUCAAAGAGGAACGUUUUAAGUCUACUCUUGAAAGUUGAGAGUGUGUCUGCCCCCCGAACCUCGAGCGGUAAAUGAUUCCAGAGGAGAGGUGCCUGGUAGCUGAAAGCUCUUCCUCCAACACUACUUUUAGAGACAUUUGGUACAACGAGCAGACCUGCAGACUGUGAGCGUAACGGUCUAGAUGGAAAGUACGGUAUAACUAGCUCGUCGAGAUAUGAUGGCGCCUGGCCAUUAAGCACUUUAUAUGUCACAAGGAGGAUUUUAAACUCAAUUCUAUAUUUAAUAGGGAGCCAGUGAAGAGAGGCUAAAACAGGGGAGAUGUGCUCCCUUCUACUAGUUCUAGUCAAUACCCGAGCUGCUGCAUUUUGGACCAGCUGAAGAGUCCUUAAUGACUUACUAGAGCAGCCUGAUAGGAGAGAAUUACAGUAAUCCAGCCUAGAGGUAACAAAGGCAUGGACUAGUUUUUCUGCAUCGCUCUGAGACAAUAUGCGUCUAAUUUUUGAGAUAUUGCGCAGGUGGAAAAAGGCUGUCCUAGAAAUUUGUUGAAUGUGGGAGCUAAAAGAUAAAUCCUGAUCAAAUACAACUCCUAGAUUACGCACAGUGGGGUUGGAUGCCAGGCUGAUACCAUCAAAUGUAGCUAAAUUACUAGAGAAUGCCUCUCUAAGGUGUUUAGGACCGAGGACCAGAACUUCAGUUUUGUCUGAGUUGAGCAUUAGAAAGUUAUUGGUCAUCCAGGAUUUUAUAUCUUUGAGGCAGGCUUCUAACCUAGCAACCUGGCCUGCUUCCUCUGGCUUUAUGGAUAGGUAUAGCUGGGUGUCAUCUGCAUAACAUGUUGCCAGUGAACUGAUGAUAGUGACCUGAAGCAUGAAAGAUCUGUGGGUGAGUGUGUGAAUGUGUGCUCGUGUGUGGGUUCAAAUCAUGUUCUUGUUAGGUAUUUGAAUUUUUCUAAAGGACAUCAUUUGCUGGAUAACUGUGUUCACUCACUGAUGGACAUCUGGUUUUCUUUGUACGUUUGAAUAACAUCAGUGUGUGAAUAUGUGUGUUUUUUUUAUAACAGCUAAAUGCUCAAUAUCAGUUUCAGCUGCUGUAAUCCCCCUUUUUAACGCUCUCUUUAGAGAAAAGCCCCUUUUACACAUAAGCUCAUGAUAUUUCCUUGAAGAUUACAGGACAUUAGGACCCUGAUAUUUUUGGAGCAGCCCUUCAUAUCAGUCGGAAAACUGGGUUUUACAACUAAGACAACCGAGACAAGCAGACAAAACUGUUGGGCAGAGGAACUCCACUCAACUUGAACACAGGCAUCACUCCGCAAACUUCUUUGUAGGGCUGUGAAGUCCCAUUUGACUGGUCGAUUUUUUGGUCGAUACCCGCUGAGUCGACCAAAAGUCGGAUUGGUCGACUCAAUAUUAUUCCGCAACAAUUUACAGUCUAUGGUUAAUUUCAUGAGGAGGAAUGUACCAAGUGGUAAGGGGGGUGUUGUCAGAGCACUCCCAUUUCACAGCCUGUCUCAGAACACCCCCAUGUUUUCACCAUAUUGGAUUCGCCCAACCCACUGGAGACCGGCUGGAGACAGGAAGAUUUAAGAGUGUCCACAUCAAUCAACGUCCGAGCCGCGUCAUCCCCCGCCACAGAAGGGUUUGCCGUUAGAACCCCCUCCCACCCCACCUUGAAAAUUUCAGGGUUUUAGUCGACCAAGAAUGUCUUUGGUUGCUUUGGUUGAUCAUAGCCCUACUUGCUUGCUGUAAAUUUUGGGGACUGUAAACUGCUGAGUUCACAUGACAGUGGUAGUCUCCAGUAAUGGAAAUUGAAGCUGUUGCAAAUGUCAAAAAAAAAAUGCAGUUCCUCGAGUGUCCACUUGAGCACUUGCAGCUGGCUACAAAAGCCAAUGGGACCUAAUCAGGGCAAGCAGGGCCCACAUCAAGUAUCUUGGGGUCUUGUACAGGAGUCUGGGUAAAAUGGAUCCUAAGAUUGAUAGGCGGAUUAAUGGGACAUCAGCAGUACUGCAAGUGCAGCAAUGGACCUUUGUGGUUAAGAGAGAGCUGAGCUUUUUGUUCACUCUUCCUCCUGUAACCCAACCAUAAGUGGAGGAAUAUGGAUGGAUGGAUACGUGUGAUAUGAAUAAGGGAGUGUGGUUGAUAUGACUGACAGGUUGGCGCACUGUAGCUGUUUGCCAAGAAGCUAAAAGCCUUUUUUUUACAUCUCGGAGCCUUUUUUUUUUUACAUAGCAUUUUCACUAUGGUGACCACCAUCUGUGGGCCUCGUUGUGGUCACGUUUUGGCUCAUGUCUACUUCCUGAGAAUUCUUUUAAAUGGGGUGCUGGGUGAUAAAAAGUUUGAUCAGUUGGGGUGCAACAGAAUGUGGAUAUUUGCAUUCACUCAGUGUCAGGGAGAGGAUCAGCGGCACAGUGUCUUUGGUCUUUUUUUUCCUCUGGCUCUUUUCUUUAACAGUCACUCUAUAUGUAAGAUGUGUCCGUGUGCAGAGGUAAUGUAAUUAUUUUUCAAAACUUCACAGGUUUUAGUUAACUGAUUCCAGAAAUGUGGUUAUAACUCUGAGAUGUUUUCCCUUCAACCUGAUACUUUCCAUCUGACUUUAAGGACAGAAACCUCUGCCAAAAUGUGAUAUCCCAUGUAUCUAACAGAUUGAGUUUUGCUGUAUAAAUACUGAACUGUUCCUAAAUCCCUGCAGCACACCCUAUGUGAUUAAUUUUAUGUGUGUUCAGACAAAGUGGCGCCUCCAGAGAUGCCUAUAGUGAUCAACCACAUCGCACUGAAAGACAUCCUGGGACCGCCGUUGUUUGAGAUGGAGGUGAGCAGACACCAGCAGAGCCGAGAGGAGCUGCAGAGUUUUCCUGUAGCAUCUCAACUUUGUGGGUCUCUCUCAGGCUUAAAAAGAGAGCCUGUGUAGAGUUCUCACAGCUCUGCAGCAGCAGCUGUGGUUCAUUAGAUUAGAUAGUUGAAAACAUCAUGUAUGAUACAGUCUAAUGUGAAACACUAGAGUUUGCCUGAGAGCGGGUGUCAUGCCUUUGUUAGGAUCUCUCUUUCCUCUUCCUCCUCACCCUCCUUCUUUUGUUUCCCUCAUUCAUUCACUGAGGUCAUUCAGAUUUUCUUUUUCACGCUCAUCUUUGAAAUUUACCAGAUAGAAAAGUCUCUGUUUCUUGUUUUCUGAUUAUUCUGUCAAAAACAGCUCAGUUGAUGCUUCGUGUGUGUGUGUGUGUGUAUGUGUGUGUGUGUGUGUGUGUGUGUGUGUGUGUGUGUGUGUGUGUGUGUGUGUGUGUGUGUGUGUGUGUGUGUGUGUUGGAAGGUGUCUGAGCGGCUCACCCUGCCUGGUGUGGCUCUGGGUCUAGCCUGGACCCCUCUCGGUGGGGAAAUCAUGUUUGUGGAGGCCAGUCGGACAGAAGGAGAAGGUCAGCUCACUCUGACAGGACAGCUUGGGGACGUCAUGAAAGAAUCAGCCCAUCUGGCUAUCAGCUGGCUCCGAGCGAAUGCUAAAACCUACCAGCUCACCAACAGUGAGUUCACCACAGCUCACAGUACAGGCGGUGAAAAUCUCCUUUUAUGGAAAUAUGCUUUUUCUGUAACAGGCUUUUCUAAUCUCCAAUGUUUUGUGUGUUUGGCAGUGACUGGAGGGCCAGAUCCACUCGAAGGGACGGACAUCCACCUCCAUUUCCCCGCUGGAGCUGUCACCAAGGAUGGCCCCUCUGCAGGUGUUACCAUAGUAACCUGCCUCGCCUCCUUGUUUAGCGGCAGAUUGGUCAGAUCCGAUGUUGCCAUGACAGGAGAGAUCACGCUCAGAGGGCUGGUGCUGCCGGUGGGUCCCACACAUUCAACACAUGUUGAAGUGUUAGUUAUGCGCUUGUGUAGACAGACACUGGUUUUGCUUUGAGGGUCAGUGUCCUUUUCUGUCUUUAUUCCUAAAGAGAAAGCCAAUGCCACAGCAACCUUUGCAGGAAGGUGCUGGUUUGGUUUCCUCUGCUCUUGGAUGUUGGACCUGUCAUCCUGGUGAUCAAGGAAAUGGAAGAAGCUUGAUCUGGCUGAGUCUGUUAGUCCUGAACUAUUCUGUAUGUAAGACAAGACUAAGAUAGAUCAUGGGAGGUACAGAAUGGUAACAGAGGGCAGCACUAAAAUCACAUUGACCCUGUAAAAAGAGAGGUCCUUUACACCCCUCCAGUGAAGAACAAACAGUCCUACACAUCAACAUAAACCAGCAUGGAUGACAAAAAAAAGCAUCAGUUUGGGACAGGGAGCAACAGGGACUCUCAGAUGUUGCAGGAACAAAAGCACAUCAGGUGAGAAUAUACUGCUUUACAUCUCCCUGUUUCAAACACUCCAGCUCAGCAAAAACACAAAGUAGUGAAUGCAGUGGUGAAUAAUGAAGUGCAUUUACUUGAGUACUAGAGUAUAUUUUUCUGUGUACUGUAGUUUACAUGAGUUUCAUUUUUGGCAGGGAAACAUAUUACUCUAUAUGCUACUUAGAAAUCCCAUGAUUUUUUGGUAAAGCCAAAUGCUCUGUUAGAGCCUCGGAUACCGUCUAACCUGGUAGUGUAAACUUCAAAAUAAAAGCAAAGUCAGACAAUGAAGGGAAUAAACUAACAAUAACAUGUCACCCUCAAAGCUCUUUACAUUGGAAACAUCAUUCGUUCGCUCACACAGUCACACUUUGGUGGUGAUAAACUACCUUAGUAGUCACAGUUGCCCUGGGGUAGACUGAUGGAAACAUGGCUGCCAGUUUGUGCCUACAGCCUCUCCAACCACCACCACACAACACUCACAAUCAUACACCAGUGGAGGACACACACUGGGAGCAAGGUGGAUGAAGUGUCUCGCUCAAGGACACAAAAGACAGACUAGGGAUGGGGGGGGGAUCAAACCGCCGACCUUCCAGUUAUUGGACAACCGCUCUACCUCCUGAGCUACUGCCGCCCCAUGCUAAUAGUCAGUUUCAAAGCAUAAAGCAAAAUAUUAAAAUAAAAAUCAAACAAUUGUUUAAUGAGCUCAUUUCAAGUUUUAAAGGACUAUUGAUAUAAUUUAUGAACAUAUAUUACUCCACCCUUGUCUUGGGUUUUUGUCAACUUUACUUUGUUGUUUUAAAACUCUCUAAAUGGGAUAUAAAACUUUUCAUAAAUAUCAUAAUAAUAUGUCAUGGUAUUAAUAUUUGAUGGCCAGUUAAAGUUACGACAGCCCUAUUUCAGAUUUACAUUUCCAAACAAGUUGUCCAUGCUUGUAUUGACUCAGUCACACCACACAAGACUAAAUCCCACCAUGACUAAACUACAUACUGAACAAAAGAAUGAAUCACAGUCAUCAGGGAUUGUUGUCAUCACAUGCUUAACAGUGUUCGUCAAUAUGCCUUACAUUAUCCCACAUCAGGAGAUGAUUGUCACAGCAGUGAAGCCCCUGUGUAUUGUCUUGUUGCUCAUCCUGCAUGUUUCUUCCCAGUGCCUUUUUUUUGCCACAAAGAAACAACAUGAGGACAAACGAGGUCAAACCAGUUCACAGUGUUUUAAUGGACUGAAUUGUUCUUUCCUCCCUAGGUGGGCGGGAUCAAGGAUAAGGUCCUGGCGGCUCACAGGGCAGGAGUGAAGCGCAUCAUCCUCCCCAGACGCAACGAGAAGGACCUCGAGGAGCUUCCAGCCAACGUUCAAGCCGACCUGGACUUUGUCACUGCCGGGAGCCUGGACGAAGUCCUGAACGCCGCCUUUGAUGGAGGUUUUCCGGGGACAGCUAGCACCUGCACACAGCCACAGCUUAGCAGCAAACUGUAGCUUAAGUGACAUCAUGUGAAGUGAGGAAAGUGUUGUUGAAUUCACUGAUGCAGGAGAUUGUGUCGUGUUUCAACUCGGACAUCUCAGUGUGAUUAAUUUUAUACUGAUACGCAACGCCAGAAAACAACAGUCAGUAUUAAUCCUGGGAAGACCUGAUAUUGAUCUCUAACUUUGCACCUGAGAUUUGUAUUUUUAAAGGGUUAUUCCCCUAUAAAAGAGAUAAUGUGAUGUAAAUGACACACCAAUUCAUUCAAGCUCAAAGGGUCUGCACAGCAAGUCUGAAGCAUAAAUUUCGUAGCUACAGCUCAGAGUGUUGCCAUGGUAGUGCCUUUAAAUGUUCAGCCUCAGUUUAUUUUUCCAACUGAUGGCGUCUUCCUGGAUGUCGUCAUAAUAUUCAUAUAUCCAAGCCAAGUAAAGAGGAGUUUUACGAUAUAAUGAUUUAGUUUUAUUAAUUCAUGAGGGCUGAAAAAAGGACUUUAAAGAGAUGGCUUCGGUAUGUGAGGAUGGAGGCUGGUGAUGAAGGUGUGUAAAGGUGGUCUGUAUACCUGCAGUUGCUCCAAUCACUGCGCUUAAUCACUCAUUGUAAUCUAAUGAUGUCUGAUUUUCGGAUUUUGAAGCUUGAUGACUGUACAGGUUUUCAUUUGAAUGACAGAGGAGCACUGUAAGUUUGAUCACAUGGUAUUGAUGUAAGGAAGGCUCUGCUUACAUGAAGUUUCUCCUCAAAAAUCUUGACCUUUUCUACAGCAAUUGGAGGUCAGAAGGUUGAAGAGGAGCAAAUCUCUGUCUUUCUAGUGAUCUAUAACAUCAAAACUUUGACUGAGGUUCUUACUAAACUGAGUGUUUGAUGUUUGGUUAACUCAAAAAAAUAAGGGUGGUGUAUAAAUUGUGAACAUGUAUUUGAGACUAAACAUAUCAAACUCUUAAUUUCAACAUAAUGCACUUUCGUCCUGUGAGAUGUUGAAUAAAAAGUUCUCAAAUUUACGAGAGAAAAGUA